AUGACUGUGAUAUCUCCAGCAAGAGUAUAUACCCCCAUUAUGCACAGGCUAUGCACAACUUGCAGACGCUGGCUUAUGAAGAUAUACUUGAAGUCUGUAUCAAAUCGCUUAGAGGCAAUUAAAUUCUUGUCCAACGGCUGGAUGGUGUGUUUUGGAUCGUCAGUUGUAACAAAAUGCAGCAAUUCGGCGAGGUUGAAGCCAGGAACUUUUUUAAUCUUGAUAUCAUUUGGUGUGGACAGACCAAAAGUUCAAAAAAAGGGGCAAAAAAGGAAAUACAGUUUGUGCCGGGCCUCCCCCGAGUGCCGUCUAUGUGGUCACUCUAACCAGACUCCUGAACAUUUCCUUGUUGAGUGUCCUCUCGUUUGGCAAGUUUGGACUAUGGCUAUGCAUAUGUGGAUACCACACUGGCGAGCCCAACCGUCCACAAUCCUUCGUGCCUUUUAUGCUCUCGCCCUCCCUCCCUCCCCUCCUCAUAUUGACUCAUACCAUGUUUUGGAUGGUGUUCUUGCCGCAGUGUGGAAAGCGUACUGGCACACAAUUUUUGACGAUGUGCCUUUUGUUCCUGCCAAUGGGGACGACGUUUCCAGAUGGGAGACGACGUUUUCAAGUCGGAGACGACAUUUUGAUUUUACCGGACCACAAAUCGUGACUUGCUUUCCGGCAUCAAAUAACUACAUCUGGUCCCUAAGGAUUCAUACUUAUCAUAAUAAAGAUACUUUAAUGCAAGACAAGAUAAUGGCUUUGGCUAAAUGUAAAAGCAUCAUAAGAGCAAAUGUUCAAUAA
Molecule: messenger RNA, 783 nt
Organism: Phycomyces blakesleeanus NRRL 1555(-)
Lineage: Eukaryota; Fungi; Mucoromycota; Mucoromycetes; Mucorales; Phycomycetaceae
Exons: 5
Coding region: 1-783 (260 amino acids)
Source: RefSeq, a predicted model, not a curated record